Molecule: messenger RNA, 2687 nt
Organism: Zea mays
Lineage: Eukaryota; Viridiplantae; Streptophyta; Magnoliopsida; Poales; Poaceae
Product: 4-alpha-L-fucosyltransferase
Exons: 4
Coding region: 1035-2345 (436 amino acids)
Cellular component (GO): membrane
Molecular function (GO): alpha-(1->3)-fucosyltransferase activity
Source: RefSeq, a predicted model, not a curated record
GGAUCCACUCUCACUCCGUUAGAGAUUACAUGUCCAAGAAACAAUGUCUCAUGGAUGCAAAACUUACGCUUGCUUAACUUUACAUACUGCUAGUGAUCUCUGAGCCUCUACGGUAUAAGCCUUAAAUGUUGCUCAUGGCUCUCCUCAUUUUUGAAAUAAAUCAAGAUAUCAUAUGUAAAUUACCACCGCAAACUUAUAUAAGUAAUCCAUAAAAUAUGUGUUUUUGUCAUGUCAGCCCAAAAGUCAGGAACGGCCCUGAUAGUAGUCAGUAUCUUUUCUUUUUCUUUGCUUGCAAAACCUUAGAACUUGCGUGAUCAUGUUUGGCUGUUUGCGAAAUGACAAAUGGAAGCGAAAACCUGUACAUCUGUAAUCAAUCUAUCAACCUCGACCAUUUUUAUAUAGGGAAGUCAAAGUCUAAGAAAAAGAAUAGUCACUUUCUGAAUUAACAAGAAAAAGAAGAAAAGGAGGUUUCAAAUUAGAAAACAUAUCUUGUGCACAUGGAUGUUUAGUGCACAUGGUGCACAUAUUAAAUCAUCACCACUUAUCUUAGAUCUAACGUCUCUAUUCGCUUGGUAUAUUUUGCUAAGACACCCUCUAACGUGGUGGGGUGUAAUGGUGGAAGGUGUUAUUUGUAAAUUAAAAUUAUCAAGUAGAGACGUUAAAUCUAAUAUAAGUGGUGAUAAUUUAAUAUGUGCACCAUGUGCACUAAACUUCUAUUUGCACUAGAUAUGUUCUCUUCCAAUAAAAAAACAAGAAGAAGAAGAACCAGCAGUUGAAUUUGGAAUUUGGAUACACGAUACGAUAUCGACGACACAAGUCAGUGGGUAAACAACAACGCACGCAUCCGCCCGCCGAAGACGAAACGGAAGGGCCCGGACAGUUUUGCGCACAAGCCCCCCAUUCCCAUUCUACCACCGACCCGUCCCGUCCCACUGCCUGCCAGCGUCUCCCCCGCUCCCUCUCCUCGAGAGAUCUCGCGCUCCGGCGAUCGGGCGCGGCGGGCGGAGGGUCGCGAAGUGCCCUGCCCACCCCCGAUGCUCUUCCCGAAGCGCAUCAACUACGUGGCCCCGAUGCUCGCCUCCGCCGCCAUCCUGCUCCUCCUCCUCUCGGGCUACUUCGAGCUCCCCUCCAUCUCCACCCCGGCGCCGCUCCUCGCGGGCGCAGCGCGCUUCCCCACCGCGCUCGACUCCGUCGGAUCGCGCGACCGCGACCCCUUCACCUCGCUCCUCGAGGCCUUCGCGUCCUGGGACGCCGCCGUCGGCUGCCCCCGCGUCCGCGCCAAGCUCGCCGCCGCGGGGCUGGGGCUGGGCCCGGGCCUGCCGCUGCCGAGUGCGAGCGCCAGCGCCAGCGCUAACGGCACCGCGGAGGACCCUGCGGCGGCGUCCGUCAGCGGCGGCGCCGCGUGGCGCGGAGCCGCGAGGUGCGAGGACCUGGCAGCGCGCCACGUCGGGGUGCUCGUCAAGGGCUGGACCUGGAUCCCUGACGCGCUCGACGGCGUCUACACCUGCCGCUGCGGGGUUAGCUGCGUCUGGAGCAAGUCUGCCGCCGCCGUCGACCGUCCCGACGCGCUGCUCUUUGAGGGCGCCACGCCUCCGCCGCAGAGAAUGAAAGGUUUGCCUCUUCGUGUUUACCUGGAUCUGGAGGCCAGUAGGAAGCCAACUGGUUUUGAGGACAUUUUUGUCGGUUACCAUGCCAGUGAUGAUGUGCAAGUAACAUAUGCUGGAAAAUCAUUUCACACCAGCCGAAGUUACCAUAUAUCAACUGAAAAGAGAAACGAUGCACUUAUCUACUGGUCAUCUUCAAGGUGUCUUCCUCAUAGAGAUAAGCUCGCAAAAGACUUCCUCUCGCUGGUUCCUCACCAUUCCUUCGGAAGAUGUUUGAACAAUGUCGGCGGUCCUGACAUGGCGCUAUCCAUGUAUCCAGUCUGCUCCACCAACGAUAACGGCACGCCACACUGGUGGGAUCACCUACACUGUGCGAUGUCACAUUACAAGUUCGUUCUUGCAAUCGAGAACACCAAGACCGAAAGCUACGUGACCGAGAAGCUGUUCUACGCUUUGGAGGCUGGGUCGGUGCCGAUAUACUUUGGGGCGCCCAAUGUCUGGGAUUUCGUCCCUCCUAAUUCUAUCAUAGACGCCUCCAAAUUCAGUUCACUCAGAAAGCUGGCAUCGUAUGUGAAGACGCUGGCAAAUGACCCCGUAGCCUACGCUGAAUACCACGCGUGGAGGCGUUGUGGUGCGUUGGGUAACUUCGGCAGGGCACGCGAGAUGAGCCUUGACACGCUGCCUUGCCGACUCUGCGAGGUGGUUAGCAAGAGAGGUGGUAAGGGUGCAGAUGCAUUGUGAGAUGGAUCGGUGUUUUGUAUGGCUUGUAUACCUUGAUCCGGACAUGUGAAAUAGAUGUAAAUGGUACGUCGAACGAAGUGCUCAUGCUAUUCCGUUCAGGAAAAAAGUGUCUAGUGUGUUAUUCAUGUCAAGAUCAAGCACACAUUGUCGAAAGAAAUAGUGCAGCUAUUCUUUUUUUUACACCAUCUCUCUUUUAUCUGUUGAAUUUGGAGGGUUGUACAGUUGUUGGAGCAGAGAGAGUUCGUGUUUUUAGGUAGAGAAGUAUACAGAUGGGAUUUCUUGCUGUUGCUAUGAUAUGAACCAUAUAACCAUGUGUGAGCUCCGCACUUAAAUUUGUGUAGA